Messenger RNA from Mya arenaria, 1987 nucleotides. Its product is annotated as WD repeat-containing protein 41-like. Gene Ontology annotation, molecular function: protein binding. Bases 146 to 1447 code for a protein of 433 amino acids. The transcript is spliced from 13 exons. Lineage: Eukaryota; Metazoa; Mollusca; Bivalvia; Myida; Myidae. Gene Ontology annotation, biological process: regulation of autophagy. Gene Ontology annotation, cellular component: lysosomal membrane. The record is from RefSeq and is a predicted model, not a curated record.
UUCUCGGAUUAUCUAAAUAUAAAGAGUAACCAACGCUGGUAAAUCCUUAGUACUGAAAAUAUUUUGUUAACGACAUACACAUACAUGUAGUUGCCAUUUUACAGAUUAGCCAUUCCAUGCCAGAAGUGCUAGAUGACUGGUGAGGAUGUCGAUGUUCAAAAAGCUUUGGUCCAAUCCUGAAAAACCUGGAAAGAUACGGGAGGUGCCUGUGGAUGAGAUCCGGGAGAACCAGCCAUAUAACCCCUUCACUGAGCUCCUGUUUCUGGACGGGCACAAUGACAUUGUCAGGAUCCUUCUUAAAAUUGAUUCUAAGAGGUGUGUCUCAACAGCAGAUGACAACUUGGCAAUUGUGUGGGACAUCCAGUUUGGCUACAAGCUGGUCACCCUGAGUGGACACUCACGGCCCAUCACAUACAUGCUCCGGCUGCCUGACUAUACAACUCACAGGAUCAAACUGGCCACUGGCUCCUCAGAUAAACAAAUAAGGAUAUGGGAUUUGGAGACUGGUGACUGCCUGCAUGUGCUGACUGACCACCAGUCGUCUGUGAAGUGCCUCCUGCUCUGUGGCAGUGAGGGUGCCUUCUGUUCAGGGGGAGAAAACCUCAGUCUGUGGUCACCAAGCUGCAGCCUCCUUGCAUCCUACACACAGUCCAGUGAGGAGAAUGAUAUUUGCAUGAUGAUCAACAUGAGCAAUGACAGAAUAGUGACUGCCAGUGACAAAAAUCUGGUGGUGUAUGUGAUAAGUCACUCAAAUGAGCUGAAUCUGGUUAAGCGUCUUCCCUCCCAUCGAGAGCCGGUGAAAUUCCUUGUUCAUGUCACAGAUGAUGUGUUUGCAAGUGCAUCCCUGGAUGGCACAAUUAAGCUGUGGAAUACGGACACCCUGGCCUCAUACUUGUGUUUUAACUCUGUUAAUGACCCAGAAGGACCAAACAAAACAUUCCCAUACAGUGUACAGACACUGAUCUGUCUAAAUCAACGUUAUCUUUGUGCUGGCAUAGGGACAGGGUUUGCCCUGUUUGAUACAGAAACUGGCAAGACUGUCCUUCACAAGCAGAAUGCUCACCAUUCCAAGAUCAACCACUUGACUUUCCUCUGUGAUGGGUUGUACUUAGCAACAGGGGCAGUUGAUGGGGCUAUCCGACUGUGGAGUUGUGUGGAUGUUGUACGGGACUGUAUCAACGGGGACCAGGGGGAGGCGUCCAGGUUCCUCAUAGCACAACAUGGACUGUAUGAGAUGUGGUACAAGAUGGAAGUUCAGAGGGUGUCUCUUGUCGGUGAAUGUCUUGCCCAUGAUGGCCCUGUACAGGCCCUGCUAAACUGUGAUAAUGAAAGCCUGGUCUCCUGUGGAGUGGAUGGUCUUGUUAUUGUGUGGAAGAAUGAAAACAUCCAGAUGUUAAAGCGCAGCCAUGUUCUGCAGGCCACUAGGACCUGUGACGGAAUUGUGUGAAAAUAACUACAUACAUGUACAUACAGUUGAACUUUGAGUGUAAAUCAUUUAUUCCAUUAGGAGAAGUUGGAUGGACAGAUGUAAUGUUUUGACAAACAGACUGAUUUGUGCAAUAGCAUUGUGCAAUGUACUUAAAUUGAAACAAACAAAUCACAAAGAAUGCUGAAGCAAAUAUGGAACAAGUUGAUGUAUGAAAAUCCUUUAUUUUUGAUGACAUAUAAAUGUUUUGCGAUAUUGUAAUUAUUACCUGAUGCCAUGAUAUACUGUUUGUUUGUGCUGAAAUUGAUGAGUUUGUCAUAGUAAGCCAUGACACUACAUCCAUAAACACUGUGAUUGCAUAGUACGUUCAAGUGUUUGUAAGUAUAAUCAACUGUCUCAAUGUAAAUGACUAUAGAUGUACUUUUGGUCCCAAUUUCUCAAAAAAUCUUAAGCCUAAUAGGUAUUGUAUUUUAUACAGCCAAAUUAGUUACUUAAAGAGCAUAUUUAACUUAAGAAAGUAGAUUUCCGUGAUUAUCUUGAAUAUAACAUCUUUAAAAUGUC